AUGACAAACAAGCGGUGUGAAGUCCUCCUAGGUAGUGGAAACUACUUCCACUGGGUGUAUAACAUGCGCAUGACGUUGGCGCGCAAGGGGCUGCUGGUGCACGUUCAAGUCAUCAAGAAAGAAGAAGAGAUGACGGAUGCCUGGCUGUUCAACGACGCUAAGGCACUGGGUAUCAUCGCUCAAGGCAUAGAGCUACAGCACCAGACCAAGAUACGAUCGGCGACGACAGCUAUGCACGCGUGGGUCAUCUUGCGGGACUUCUACAACCGCACCACGCUCCACAAUCGUGUCGAGAUGACACGUCGUCUGCAUGAGUUCAAGAUGGAGAAUGGUUCGACCAUGUCGAAGCACUUGGAUGCUUUUGACGAGCUUGUUGUCGGCCUCCAGACACUUGGAGGGCCAGUCGAUGACUCUCGGCAGCUAGUGGUGCUGCUUAGUAGUCUUCCGACGGACUAUGAGCUCAUCUCGUCAAUUGUGGAGAAUUCCAAGGACAUUACGCUCAUCGAGGUCAAGGAAAAGCUGCUCAAGGAGCAUGAACGAUUGCAGAAGAAGGAGACUACGGAGAAGGCGUUUCCUGUAAGCAGCAACGGUAGACGGUUCAAGGGAGGCCAAGGUAACGGCCGCAAGGGAAACUAUCUACGGAAAACCAACACCGGAAUUAAAGGCAAGUGCUUUAAGUGUGGUCAAGUCGGACACUAUAAGCGGGACUGCCUGAAGCGUAGCAAUGGCGAGAAAGAAGGUGCUGUGUUUGCUGCUGGUGAGUUGCAAUGCGAAGAAUGGCUUAUCGACAGCGGGGCUGCGUCGCACAUGACACCACAUCGGAGCGAUCUAUUUGAGUACAAGGAGUUGAAGACUGGUCAACAAGUCUCUAUCGCUGAUGGCAAGAAGCUGCAGGUAGCUGGAGUGGGAACAGUCAAGCUGAAAGGUCUAGACGGUCGACGGAUCAUGAUGGUCGAUGUCAUGCACAUACCAGGACUUGACAAACGAUUGCUGUCCGUUGGCAAACUGGCAGGACGAGGCAUGAGGGUGGAGUUUCAAAGCUCGUCCUGCAUCAUUUGGAGUGCCAAGCGCGCGAUUGCAAGCGGCAAGAAGAUUGGCAAGGCGUACUUCCUGGAUUGCGAACAAGAAGAAGCCCGGCUUGUAGAAUACGCAGGGGCUGAAAGUGAGUGGGAGCUUUGGUACGCUCGCUUGGGACACCCCGGAAGAUCUGGUAUGGACAAGACACAGCGCGCUACGAGUGGUAUGCCGGCGGUAAAGCAGGGCAUCGAGAAGCUGUGCAGUGGAUGCAUGAAGGGCAAGCUGACGAUUGAUACAUUCCCGUAUCAAUCGCUAACAAGGACGUCACACGACUACUCAAGAUUUGUGGCAGCUUACUUCAUGAAGCACAAGAGCGAGGUGGCCGCAAGGCUUAGCGAGUUCAAGGCUUUCUAUGAGAAUCAAUGGGGCAAGCACUUGAAGUAUAUACGGUCGGAUAACGGGACGGAGUUUGUCAACAAGAAGAUUGCCCAUAUAUGCGCCCGUAAUGGUAUCAUGCACCAGCGGACAGUACCAUAUAGUCCGCAACAGAACGGCGUUGCGGAACGCAUGAAUCGCACUAUCAUGGAGAAGGCAAGGAGCAUGCUGUACUACAAGGGUAUCGACAUGCAGUGGUGGGCAGAGGCGGUCGGUUUCAAGAUGAAGCCGAGUAUUGAGCAUUUGCGUGUGUUUGGAUCGCAAGGGUAUGCUCACAUUGACGACGCCAAGAGGACGAAGCUCGAACCAAAGAGUUACCGGUGUAUGUUCCUCGGAUAUGCGGAGAACACCAAGGGAUACAGGGUGUUCAAUCUGGAAAGGUCGAAGGUUGUCAUAUCGCGCUCCGUAAAGCUGGACGAGCGGGAAGUUGAAGGUAUAUACGACAUGGUGGUACCAGAUAAAGUACCAGUCGUCAAGUAUAUUAGGGACACUGAUGAAGCAGUGAUUCCGGUGGUUCGUCCGUAUGAUGGAGACGAGACGAUGGAAAAUGUCGAAGAAAGCGCUCCUGAUGUCGAGAUGAACGAGAUAGAAUCGGCUCCAUUCGAAACAGGUAUCAUCAUACCUCAAGUACUCGAUCCAGAAACUCAAGAACCAAGAGGCGAUGAGAUAACGGGAUAUCAAGAUCCGAGACAAGCUUUUCAGGAGGACAGGUUGGUAUUUCAGCCGGAGAUAAAUCGGACAAGACGCUCACGAGACAGAAUGCUGCUGCUUGAGAAUGGGAAUAGCAGUGAAAACACGUCAGAAGGUAGCGAUGGACCACCUUCUCCAAAGCGUGCAAGAAUUGAUGACGAAGGUCUCAUUGCAGAGGCUGUAUUAGCCUAUGCUGCAAGCGUUGGCGAGGCGGACGACGCUCCAUCAACAUACAGCCAAGCGUUAAAGGCGAAGACAUCAGCAAGUGGAUUUAAGCGAUGCAAGCGGAGCUCAAGGCGCACGCCGAUAACGGGUCCUGGACACUGGUACCAAAACGGCAAGACAUUCGACCAAUCGGCUCGACUCGUCGCAAAGGGGUUCAAGCAGAAAUUCGGUGUCGACUUCUUCGAGACGUACUCUCCCGUGGCAAACAUGAACUCGAUCAGGGUUGUGCUAGCUGUGGUGGUGACAAAGGGAUACGUCACUGAGCAGCUGGACGUAGACACGGCGUUCUUGAACAGUGAUCUCAAGGAAGAGGUGUACAUGGAAGUGCCAAAUGGCAUAGCUAAUGCGGAGAAGAUGAUGUGCAAGUUGGACAAGGCAAUCUACGGUCUCAAGCAGGCUGCAAGUGCGUGGAACAAGACAAUCCAUGCUGUAUUCUUACAGAUCGGAUUUCGUAGCAGCGGAGCAGAUCAGUGUAUCUACGUCAAGCAUCAAGAUGACAACUAUGUCUAUGUUUGUCUCUACGUCGAAGACAUGAUCAUCGCCGCCAAGACCAGCAGGGAGAUUCAAGAGGUCAAGACAGCACUCAAGAGCUCAUUUCGUAUGAAGGAGCUAGGCAAGGCUAAAUUUAUUCUUGGCGUGGAGAUUGAUCAUGACCACAACUGCAGUAAGCUGAUGAUUCGACAGACUCGAUACAUCGAUGAUGUGGCCAGCCGUUUUAAUCAAGAGGACGCAAAGGCAGUGGUCAACCCAUGCGAGUCCGGCCUGAAGCUGUCAAAGAAGCAAUCUCCAACGACGGAUGUCGAUAGAGCAGAAAUGCAGUCAAAGCCGUACAGGUCGCUGAUCGGAUGUUUGCUAUACAUCACGACAUGUACGCGCCCAGAUGUGAUGUAUGUCAUCACGCAGUUAUCAAGGUUUUUGGAGAAUCCAGGUCAGCAACAUUGGAAGGCAGCCAUUCGUGUUCUUCGGUAUCUCAAGACGACAAGAGACUACGGGAUAAUCUACGACGGCAGCGCUAGCGAAGUAACAGCUACAGCGUAUACGGACGCGGACUGGGGUAGCAACAUCGAUGAUCGACGCUCCGUGUCAGGGAUAAUGGUGAUCAUCGGUGGCGCACCAGCCAUAUACAAAUCCAAGUAUCAACGCACGGUGGCUCUAAGCUCUGCUGAGGCAGAGUACAUGGCUUUAAGCCUGUGUACACAGGAAGUGUUAUGGGUUCGUGCGCUGCUUAAGGAUCUAGGUCACGAGCAAGUGGGAGCAACGUGGGUCUGGGAAGACAAUCAAGGAGCAAUUGGGCUUGCCAGCAAUGCCGGCUACAAUGCCAGAACCAAGCACGUUGACAUUCGUCACCACUUCAUCCGGGAGAAUGUGGCCCACGAUAUCAUCGUGGUCAAGUACAUCUCCACCAUGGACCAAUCGGCCGACAUGCUAACGAAGGCUCUGGGGACCAAGCGACUGAACUAUUUGAUACAAGCAAGCUGCAUUGGACCCAAGUGCAUUUAG
This is a messenger RNA of Peronospora matthiolae, 3867 nucleotides long. The record is from the annotation of a GenBank genome assembly. NCBI's taxonomy places the organism in Eukaryota, Oomycota, Peronosporomycetes, Peronosporales, Peronosporaceae.